GCGGGCGGGGGCCGGGGCAGGAGCGGCGAACCCCCUGCCUCCCACCACGCCCUUCACCGGCUCCCGGAACCUUGAGCGCGCGGAACCUCGCUGCUGGAGCGCGGGCGCGGCGGACCCGGAGGGCGAUGGAGUGGGCGCGCGGGCCGCGGGCCGAGGCCGACGCGCCUGGGGAGGAGGAGGACGAGGAGGCGGGGGCGGCUAUGGCUGCCGUGGUGGCGGCAGCGGGUGGCGCGGGCCCGGCCGUCCUGCAGGUGGCCGGCCUCUACCGCGGCCUGUGCGCGGUGCGCAGCCGCGCCCUGGGCCUGGGGCUCGUGUCACCCGCGCAGCUGCGCGUGUUCCCGGUGCGCCGCGGCUCGGGCCGGCCCGCGGGGGGCGCCGAAGGCAGUGGUGUCGGGAACGAGAUCGAGGCCAACCCCUUCUACGACCGCUACCGCGACAAGAUCCAGCAGCUGCGCAGGUCUGACCCAACUGCUUUUGAGUCCCGACUGGAGAAGUGCAGUGAGUUUCGGAAGCAGCCAGUGGGGCACUCCAAGCAAGGUGACUUUAUCAAAUGUGUGGAACAGAAGACAGACACAUUGGCGAAACAGCGUAUGAGCAGAGGAUUCACCAAGGACAAGACUCUCAGUUCAAUCUUUAACAUUGAGAUGGUGAAAGACAAAACUGCAGAAGAAAUAAAACAGAUUUGGCAGCUGUAUUUUGCAGCAAAAGAUACAGUCUACGCAGUUAUUCCUAAAGAGAAGUUUGAUUUGAUCUGGAACCGGGCUCAGUCCUGUCCAACAUUUCUGUGUGCACUACCAAGAAGGGAAGGUUAUGAGUUUUUUGUCGGGCAGUGGACAGGUACUGAACUCCACUUCACUGCACUUAUAAAUAUUCAGACCCGAGGGGAAGCUGCAGCCAGCCAGCUGAUUUUAUAUCACUACCCUGAACUUAAGGAAGAAAAGGGCAUAGUGCUGAUGACAGCAGAAAUGGAUUCCACGUUUCUGAAUGUUGCUGAGGCACAGUGCAUUGCCAACCAAGUUCAGCUCUUCUAUGCCACUGAUCGAAGAGAAACCUACGGGUUAGUGGAGACCUUUAACUUCAGGCCAAAUGAGUUCAAGUAUAUGUCUGUCAUCGCUGAAUUGGAACAAAGCGGACUUGGAGCAGAACUGAAAUGUUCUCAGAACCAGGAUAAGACUUAGAGCUGUGAGGUUGGUUUACAGAGUCUGCUCAGCCCUGGAUAGUCCUGAGCCUACCCACCCCUUGACCUCUCGGGAGCUCAGCAUCUAUAAUGAGCAGUCUCUAAGGAGCUGCCCUGUAUGCUUAUUGCAAGAAGUAACAUGGAGGUGAGCCCCGUUACUUGAUUGUCAGGAACAGAGGUACCCAAGCAUUCUGAUCAUUAUCUCCCAGCAUACUUGAGGUUUCCUUUUUAAGUGUUUGAGGUCAUAACCAGAGACAGCCAAGGAUCCACAAGAUGGUUGACUUGAUUUUACACACUGUAAUAGUAUAUUUGUUUUCUGGACAUUUUGACUGCACAGCUCCCAAAUGAUUAGUUCCUCAUCUUUAUAAACUGUGACAGGAUAAUAAGCUUGAAGACCUGUAGUUAGAUGUGGGCUUUACAUACUCUUCCCACUUGGCUGGCCAAAGGCAUAACCCAGAUAUCCUGUUAGACUCUAGAACAACCAGAUAUUGCCAUCAGGAUUAAGACUCCGUCUAGAUGCCCCCAGAGAUGGCUUUAGUGUAGCUGGUUUGAAGUAUCAGCAGAUUUCAGUUAUAGUUAAACGGGUACAGUGCCUGCUGCCUGCAUAUUUUGAAACUAUGGCUUGUGGCACCUGCUUCUCUAACUCUGCCUGUUGGAAGCUGUGUAUUUGGAGGGGCUGAAUCAAGUGCAGUAUAAAUAAAUCAACACUUUUGUAAAGAGAGGAUGAAUCCAGAUUUGCUUUUUUUUUUUUUUUAACAACUCUAAACCACGCCAGUAUUAUAGAAAAGGUUGGCGGAAGCAAAUGUACCCAUAUUGGGUGUGGUAGCAAUAAAAUAAAGUCUGGCUUAUAAUCUUUGUUACACUAAAUAGUGAAAUCUAAGCUGUGUGCUAUCCAUAGCGUCAGUACUGUGGGCUGAUUUCAUCAAAACUCAUCUUUGGACUCAGCAGUUGCUUGAAAUGCCAGAAAUAAGAAAGAAGCUCUCCAACGCAGGAAACUCAGGUUUGGUUAGUAGUGCCACUGUUGUGGCUCCAAGCUCAGCGAUAGAAGCGGGUGGCGGUUACACACCAGCCUUCUGAACUCGAGGCCCCAGAGCGUGUCCCCGCCCCCGGGAUUGUUGUCAGCCGCCUCGAUUAUAAUACCUUUCCUUUUCUUCAUCUAACAUGCUCCACUUUGCUGCUCCUGCCUAUGGUCUGGCGAAUGACAAAAUAUGGUGAGUGGGAAUGUAACCAGGAUUUGCAGUUUGUGUGUGUGUUUUCUUUAUUACAGGAGACUUUUUAUAAGUUGGGCUUGUCCCCAAGUCCUUUAAAUGGGGUUGGACUUCCCAUUAUUUUCUGAGCUGUGUUUAUUUUGCUGUACUUCUGAGUCUGUGUGUAGAAAGAGACAGAUAGUGUUUGUUUAACCUGGAAAAGUUGCUGGUCUUUCACAAUUUCUCUUAAGGUUGAGCUGUUUCCUAAUGCAAAUUCAGGCCUCUGUUCCUGACAGUUAAUUUUUUUUGAGAAACUUGAGUCUGGGUGUUUGGAGUCCCAGGAAUCUUUGAUAUCAGGUGGAGUUACUUUCAUGGAUAUGUUUCCUUUUCCCUCCAGAUGGACCCAGGCUUUAGCCAUAGUACCUUUCAUAACACCUCCACCAGAAGGUGAGAAAAUGAUGGGGAAAGAAGUCAGAACUGGCUGCUCAUUUUAUUGUUCCUCCCAGUUUGCCCUGAAUCCCCCACUCGCCAAAGAAGGAUGUAUCCAUGGCCAGUUACAUUGGACAUGAUCAGAGUACCAUCUGGCUGUUCUUUAUAUUUACUUAGCAAGAUCUGGCAAAGAACUAAAAGAAAAUUGUUACAUUAAUCAGUCCCCUGGUACAACAUGGUGUUAUAGAAAGUGGACAGGCUUUACAGUUAAGUGAAUCUAGGUUCAGUGUUGGGAUUCAUUAGCUCCAAAUGUUGAACAAAUUAUUUAAGCUCUCUAAUUCUGUUUCUUUAUCUGUAAAAUAAGAGUAAUAAUAUCUACCUCACAGGAUUAUUGUGAGGAUUAAAUUAACUUACAUAGAGACUAUAUAGAGCUUAAUAAAUGUCAACUCCCUUCUUCCUCCCUUCUUGCCCUACCUCUCACCGAAGGCCAACACAAAUUAGCAUUUCAGAUGUGCAGAUCAUUCUUCAUUCCAGUUUUAUAAGCAAACCUUAUCUCACAGGUUCUCAAACUUUAAGUUGCAGUGGAAUUACCUAGAGCACUUUAGAAUGCAGACUCCCAGGUCCCAAAGCCCAACCUGCUGAAGUGCUGGGAAUCUGCAUUUUAAUAUGUGUUCCAGAUGAUUCUGAUGUAGAUAAUUAGCCAGCCACACUCUGAGGACCACUACCUUAUCUGUUCCUCACAAAAAAUACCCAUUAGCCAGGUCUCUCGUUCCUGUGGACAUGAACCGUAGAAUCCGGUGCCUCUGCUCUUUGCCUCCUGUAGGGGUCCCCUCGGCAUACGCUACAUUAUAUUUACUCAUGUAUGUAUCUUUCCCCCAGACUGUGAGCUCCUUGAGGGCCAGGGUUUAUCUCCAUUCUCAGCACCAAGGACAUGGUCUGGAACAGAGAAGAUACUCAGGUUUUUGUUGAAUAAAUAAAUGACAUGGAUUUUAGCCAAAA
Molecule: messenger RNA, 3792 nt
Organism: Eubalaena glacialis (North Atlantic right whale)
Lineage: Eukaryota; Metazoa; Chordata; Mammalia; Artiodactyla; Balaenidae
Gene: ATPAF1
Product: ATP synthase mitochondrial F1 complex assembly factor 1
Exons: 9
Coding region: 126-1178 (350 amino acids)
Biological process (GO): mitochondrial proton-transporting ATP synthase complex assembly
Cellular component (GO): mitochondrion
Source: RefSeq, a predicted model, not a curated record